Pecten maximus is the source of this 1604-nucleotide messenger RNA. Its product is annotated as trafficking protein particle complex subunit 2-like. Gene Ontology annotation, cellular component: cytoplasm; nucleus; TRAPP complex. NCBI's taxonomy places the organism in Eukaryota, Metazoa, Mollusca, Bivalvia, Pectinida, Pectinidae. The coding region runs from base 381 to 809 and encodes 142 amino acids. The record is from RefSeq and is a predicted model, not a curated record. Gene Ontology annotation, biological process: endoplasmic reticulum to Golgi vesicle-mediated transport. The transcript is spliced from 5 exons.
UUAUGUGGAGAAACCGACUUAAACUUUAAAAUAGUUAUAUUUUACGGUCAAAAGAUACAUGAAAACUCUCAUUAUAUGUACUGAGUACAAAAUCAUAUGAAUUGUACCUUUUUGUAAAUAUUAUCAGGAUACCCGAUCCUGAUGUGCUCUAUUUAAAAUAGCCAGUUUUAAAUGGAAGAAUUGGUUGGAACGGGUAAAUGAAAGCGGUUCAGACAACACCUGUCAAAAGUUCCAGCAAUCUGACAAUCGACAAUAUACAGGGAAAACAGAAGUGCAAUGUGAACUGAAUACGCCAGAAAAGAUAUUUUGACAAACACAGACUCCUAGACUCUGGAUUUUUUCGUGAUAUAUAGAUAUAUCCUGAGUGCAUUAAGCCAGACAUGGCAGGCAACUACUAUUUUGUGAUUGUUGGUCACCAUGAUAACCCUGUGUUUGAAAUGGAUUUUGUUCCUCAAAGCAGAGCCAAUGAACCAAAGAAAGAUGAUCACCGUCACUUAAAUCAGUUUGUGGCUCAUGAAGCUCUAGACCUUGUGGAUGAACAGAUGUGGACCACAAACAACAUGUACCUUAAGAUUGUAGACAAAUUUAACGAAUGGUUUGUCUCAGCUUUCGUCACAGCAAGUCGCAUGAGGUUUAUGAUGUUGCAUGAUAUGAAAAAUGAAGAUGGAAUUCGAAAUUUCUUUACAGAAAUGUAUGAAAUUUACAUCAAGCAUUCCAUGAAUCCAUUCUACGAAACAAACAAGCCUAUUGAGUCACAGAGUUUUGAAAAGAAAUGCCAGUUAUUUGGAAGACGAUAUUUAAUUGGAUAAGAGACAUUAUAUAGUCACAUUAAGGAGUAAAAUGGUCCAUUUAGGGUGAAAUGAAUGUCAGAUGUUUCUGAGUGUGAGCACGAGAGGUUUAUUAUUUUAAACAUGUCUUGAAUCAUGUACAUUUUAUAAUGACAGGGGUCAUUUGACGUUGUAUAUUAAAGGAAAUCUGAUAAAAUGCAAAACAAGACUCUAGGAUACCAAACUUUGGACAUAGAACUGCUUUAUAGAUCAUCAUUGCCAGGCAUGAUUGGGAGCUAGGCCCUUUAGAGAUCCUUAUAACCCUAUCUUUGGAAAAUGAGUUUAUCAAUACAAAUCAUUGCCAUACAGAUACAUUCCUAUUGAUGGAGGAUUAGGAGUUUAUAAUAUAAUUUUUAUUACUAAGAUGGUUUUACAAACAGCCAAUCAAUGUAGAACUUUAGUCUACAUCUGUAGUAUAUUUACAGGAGUAUUAAAGUUCAUUGCUAAUACUCAGAGUGAUUAUAAAUGUUUUGGAUAUUGAUCUAUAGACAGUAUUAUUAACAGUGAGUAAUCAAUGUGUUGUAAUUCCUGAUCAUUGCUGUCCUAGUUUAGUAGUAUGUCUCUUUCAUACCGACUAACAAAAAUGUAUUAAAAAUUAUCUCCUAAUACUUUUAUAUCCCUAAUAUUUCUAUAUCAGUCCAGUCAAAGAUCCCUUUUCUUUUCUAUGCUGUGUUACAGAAGUGAAAUGUGCAAUAAAAUGUUAAUUAGAUAGUUUCUAAAUUUAAUUAAAAAGCUUGUAUUCUGUAACUCAACACAAUAAAUAAUUUCAAUUCAAAA